AUGAGGUGGUCAGUUGGUGCUAGGAUCGUGACUGCUGUGGCAGGUCUUGUCGCUGGAGUUCAAGCUGCGGACUCGUUUGCCUUCCGGGACUCUGAUACUGGAUUCCUUUUCCAGCAGUACAAUGCGGCGUACAAGAUUGGACUGACUAUCGCAUAUCGUGUCGCUCUACCAAGUCAGAUCAACACGACAUACCCCGUCGUCGUCCAGGUCGCGGCUCCCAUUGAUGUAGGCUGGGCAGCCCUUGCAUGGGGAGGAAGUAUGAUCAAUAACCCUUUGAUGGCAUGUUGGGCAAACGGUGCCAGUUCAACCAUAUCAUCUCGAUAUGCAGUAAGCCAUUCUCAACCUCCAGUCUACAGUGGAGCCCAAUAUGAAAUCAUCAAAGCCGGCACCUACACGAACAGGACUCAUUGGAAGGUCACGGCCAAAUGCACGGGAUGCACUUCAUACACUGGGGCCAGCAAUCGAGCUGUCACUCUCAACGCCAAUGGUAAUAACCGCUUCGCUUUCGCCUACUCUGGCACUAAGCCAUCGAAUCCAGCGUCAAAUACGACCAAUUUCCCCGUACAUGAGGUAACCAACUAUUGGAACCAUGACUUUAAUGCAGCGAAGAACCCAGAUUUCUCCGCACUACUAGUCAAGAAUGGGUUGAGUGGUGAUUCAGUCUAG
Cadophora gregata is the source of this 666-nucleotide messenger RNA. RefSeq lists its product as uncharacterized. Bases 1 to 666 code for a protein of 221 amino acids. Lineage: Eukaryota; Fungi; Ascomycota; Leotiomycetes; Helotiales; Ploettnerulaceae. The record is from RefSeq and is a predicted model, not a curated record. The transcript is spliced from 3 exons.